UUUUCACCGAGAGGGUGAACGCUGCAGCACCAGUUUUUAGAAACGGUCUUAACAUUUGUUUUAUACGUGGUUGGUUUUUGAACAACAGCAUUCUUAGCUCGCCAUGGCUCUGUGCGGGGGUGUCGGAGCCAUGGCUUUACCUAGCGAGCUUAUCGUUCACAUAUUCUCCUUCCUAUCCGACCGAGACAAGCUCCGGGCCUCAGCGGUGUGUUCCCGGUGGAGGGAGUGCCUAUUCUACCCGGCGCUGUGGACCGAGCUCAAGCUGCGGCUCGGUGGUGGAGGCUGCGGCUCCGAGGACACCCCGAGACUGGAGUUCCUCAUGCGGAAGUUCGGCUACUUCGUGCGGGAACUGCAGCUGGAACUUGCACCGGUGGAAGGCUACCUUUCUCCUCUGAACAGUGACUCGUCGUCCAGCCGGAUGGAGCAGCCCCCCGGUCCUGAUAACGACCCCAGGAUGGAGCAGCCCCCCGGUCCUGAUAACGACCCGCAGCUCUCUGAGCGAUGGAGAGACGCCAUGACCACCUACUUGGACCAGGUGUUGUGUGUGUUCUCCAGCAUCCGCAACAACAGAAACCUGCAGAAGCUGAGUCUCUAUGGGGACACCUGUAUUCUCCAGCAAGAGGGACUAUUGGACACCUCCAACCUGCACCAAAUUCACCAGGGGGACAAGAAGAUUAACGAAAUCCAACAGUUGUUUAUGGAGAUGUUAUCCAACAGCAGGCAGCUGCGGUGGUUGUCCUGCAGCUUCAUGCUUGGUCUGGUGACUCCUUGCUCUUUAGCCUGCCUGUCAAAUCCUUCAGCUGAGACCCUGAAGCACCUCAGUUUACUGGACCACCAGCUCGGACCCCUCAUCUCACCAUCAGAGCUUGAUCGUCUGUCUAAUCUUAAUUCUCUGGCUCUGGAUUUCUCUGAUUUGACAUCUGAGCUCUGUGGUCUGCUUGCAUCACCUCGUCGUAUUCCACUGCAUCGCCUGUCCCUGCUGCUCAACGGCGCCGCCUUGGAGUUCAAACCAUUAGAAGGGACAGCAACAGAGGACGAUUGGAAGGCACUGGUCCGUGUGAGUGCCAACCUGCGAGUGUACAUGAUGGCCCUGGAGGUCGACAGCUCAGAGCUCCUCAGAGUCCUAAAGCCCAGCCUUCCCCUGGAGCGCCUGCACCUCGACAGUUACAGCACACUGGUGUCAGAUGCUACCCUGGAGCUCAUCUCUCAGCAGUACAACAAAACGCUGACUCACUUCAUGCUCCUGAGGGAUGACCCCGACUUCCCCGACCUCAGUGUCAAUCGGAACGAAGACCCGUUAGUCCUCUUGGCUUGGAGAUGUACCCAGCUGGCUGUACUGGUGAUACACGGUUACACUGUUUGGUCCCAUAACUUGGUGGCCAUCUCUCGGCUGCGGGGUUCCAGUCUUCGCGUCCUGACUGUCUCUGAGGAGAGCAUUGACUUCGAUCCGGAUCAGUCUGUGUGCAUGGAGGGCGACCCCGUCCACAACCUGGUCAAGGAGGUUUCUCUGGGCCUGGGCCGUGUCUGGCAUCCUUGCCUGGACUCCGGCCUGGUGUUGUCCGAGCCCACCCAGCACUUCCACCGCGAGCUGCAGGCCUUUAGCAUGGGCAUGUAGGCAGGGAUGGCACAUCCAACACAUCACUGCUUAAAGUGCGUCAAGACCAGGCCAGACCAACCAAGUCCAGGUCAGCUAAGACCUCUUAAACAAAACCAAAAGCAGACCUAAGCGAGAAACCUAAACUGAAUCUUUAAACAAUCUAUUAAUUACAUUUAUGUGAACUGAUGUGAGCUGAUUGUUUUUAUUUAACUUUUAAUUUCUGUGUUUUUCUCACAGAGGUUUUAGCCAACUAUCAAACCCAACCUCUUUCCAAAUGAUUCCCUAUUUACUUGCUUUGCCUCUUGUUUAUCCAUUUAGCCAUAUUUAACCUCAUCAUGUUUCACACCCAAUUAUAACUCAAGUUGUACCAAUCUGUGAUAAUUGACCACAGACUUGCGUCAUGGCCAUUUUUAAAUUUGUCUGUGCAAGUGGGCCACUCUGCUGCUCGUCAUUUCUUCCUGUCUGACAUGGCCCAGUCUGGUCUGGUCUUGAUCUAAAAGUUUUCAGAGCUCGAUGUCUCUCCUUCACCUUAAUAACCUCCAGAGCCUCUCUAUGAUACUUUUCUUUUCCUUUGACAGUUCUGUUCUCUUUUCCUGCUCCAUGUAUGAUCUUGUUUUUCCCAUGUGAUAGUUCCCUUGCCUGUAAAGGCUUUGUGUGUAUUUAAAUACAGAUAUAUUAUCCUGCUCACAUCUAGAACAGGGCAGGCAGGCGGGUUGAGAAAGAGACCGGUUGGGUGGGAAAGUGUGUUCUGACACAAGCUUCUAGCUUUAGUUUGGAGAGAUUUUUUUUUUCUUUCCUUUUUUUUCUUUUGCUCUUUGUCGGUCAGUCUGUCUGGAGUGGGAAUCUCCACAGUGAUGGCGCUGAUUGAGCAGGUGCUAUUUUUAACAGCAGCCAUGUCAGUGCUUUGUCUCAGAGUUAUGGUCAUUGUAAACAAAGUGGCGUUUCAAAGCCAAAUGGUUUUAUUUAAGCACCUUAAUGAUGGUGUUAAGGAGAAUAUUGUUACAUGCUUGCAGCAAACACACUUCCCACCUAGCUCACUUUGCGAUAAACCUCAUGAGUAGAUUAAAUAGGGAGUCUGUCUUCCGAAUGACAUUCAUAGCCAAACUGUCAGAAUCAACCCGGCACAAUACUCGGUUACAUUUUGAUUUGUCGUGAGCCUAUUGUAAAUCUUGGCAUCUUCUUUUCUCUAGUCGGGAUGAAUAUAGCUGACUUUGAUCUCCCCCAGAGGUCGAAACGUUUUGACUAGCACCAAUCGUUCCAGAUGCAUCAAGUCAAAAAAAAAAGAUCAGGGUGUGAACUCAUAAUGAGAGGCUCUGACAUUCAAAUUAUUUUUGCAUUAUUUAGAGAGAAAAUAAGUUUUGGUUUCAUGAUUCUCCAUUUAAUUUUGUGUGAAAGAAAUCUCUGAAUAGUUCCAAAUUCAUUGAGAGACCAGGCUUGAGCAGAACCAGUUCUCCCUGGCUCGGCAAUCUGCCAGCAGUUGUGAUUACAGGAACCAUUUUCUCAGUUUUGGGGGGUUAACAUUUCAUGAUCAAGAACGGGGAAGAGAAGAGGAUGCACUGAAUGUAACUCAACUCUCAUUUCUCAUUCAGUUAGCCAGUCAGUGUUGUGUUUAUAUUGAAGGCUAACUGUAUAGCUAUAUUUGCCACAGAAAUCUGAAUGACGCAUAUCUUGCCACAGCAGUCAUGGCUGCUGAAUAAGUGGGUUUGAUCAAUGUGGCUUUCACUUCUAGCCAAGACCAGUUAUAUUUCUGAAACCUGGCAAAACAGCACAACAAAGUUUGGGGUCAAGUGUUGUAGUUCUGUGGCGAAUACCUUCUGUCAGUCUCAGGUAGGCUUUGAACAUCACAAUGAGCCGGGCAGUGGUUGUGAUGAUAUUGAGUAGGUUGUAUGAAACAAUCACUUAGCUUAAGUCAUGUUGUUGUUUUUUUUCCUCUUGAGUCACAGUUGCCUUGGAAACAGCCCCUGUUUUAAGGACACAGUGGUUCUUGUUGUUAUUGUUUUAAAUGAUGUUGUUUGUCUUGCCAUCUGAUAAACCCUCCCUCCGCCUCGGUUGGGGGUCAGCAAACCUUAUCAUACAUUUGUUUUCAAAGAUUAAGGUUGAAAGUGACUUAAGAAUGGCAAAACCAGUCUACUUGUUGCACAUGUUUAAUAUCCAGGAGAGGUUGGCGGGCUGAGAGAAGUGUUCUGGAAAAAAUCAAUGCUGUCGAUUGAGACUUAACCUGCUGGGCCUAAUUAAUGUCUGAACUGAAUGUAGUCCAUUUUCUGGGGUGAAAUGUCUGGCACAGUGCAUCCUAGCUGGCUGUGAAACUUGCUCUUUCUUCUUCUUGGGUGAUGGCCUGGUUCUGAUUGAUUCCUAGUUGUUAAUUUAGAGAACACCUGUACCCAAACUACUGAGGUAACAUCUUUGCCCUUAUCAGUGUUGUUCAGGCUCUGUGGAAGUACAUUCAUGCCAUGUUGGGGAGCUAAGCCAGCAAUUCCAGCCACAGAUAUUGUGUUCCAGACAAACCUUAUUAUGAGCAUGACCAGGGCCAAGUUGUGUUAUAUCUGUCGCUGCAGUGUUGACAGCUGUGCGACAUCGGUGUCCUAUGAAAGCAUUUCCUGAGCUCGGCUGGGAUAUGAUCAAAGAUGUUUAGGGCUGCAGAGCACCUUUAUUCCAUAUUUAAAUACUAAACUAUAGUUUUAUUUCCUCAAUGGCUUUCAUCAGUUAAUGUGCAUUGCAGUCAGUGGCACUUUAGAGGGCAGGGUAAAGGCAUUGCAGACUGUGAAGGUCCAAGUCAGGGUCUGUAAGUAUCCAAAGUUUACCUGUGAUGGACUGAGAGGUGUGUGCCAGCACUAGUUCAGAACAAAUUGCUUUUAGUUGUGUGCCUGUGGUUACCAAACGUUCGUUCCAUCUUAAUGGUUUGACCAUGAUAAUCUCUUAGUCCUUGGUCCAUAUCUCAGGAUACAUAAUAAAUGCACUUUUGGCACCAAGAGUUUCUUUUUCAAGGCUGUGUAUAAAGAGCUGAACACUGAAGGGAUGGCGCCACCAACAGUACACAUUCAGACCAACAUAAGUUGGUUUUUAACUUAUACCCACCCCCCAAUCUCCUUUUUUUAAGAGCUCAGCUUUGCUUCUUUGCGUGAAGUUUUCACCAUGAAUAAGUAUAAUCUGAUACAGAGGGAAAAUUCACAGCAAUUCAUACAAGAAUGCCUUUUCAAAGCUGAGCAAACUGAUUUUUUUUUUUUUCAAACAGCUGAUUUUAAUGCUCUGAUUUUACAAACUCCACUCUCACCAUAGAUGUGUGCUUCCUCUACCAUUCCCUGUCUUCUCCACUCCCCUCAUGUUAUUGGCUCCACACGCUGUUUGGGCAGUCCAACCAAUGUCUGCUCAGAGUAAAAAGAGGGGCUGUGAUUUCUCCCCAGCUAAGGUCGGCUCGAGCAGAAUCAUUUUCACUUUUAAUUAUUAUGUUCCCCUUUUUACUCCUAUACAGUUACUAAAAAGCUCUUCCUCUAUGUAUGAUUAGGUUUUGUGAGAAAUAGGCAACAAAAUCAUGAAGAGAGAGUAAAGACUUGGACAAAUAUUUAAGAGACCAGGCAAGAAUUGCACAUGUCCUUUAUUAAAAGUUUGUUUUCUUUUCAAAAGUCAGACAGUUUUAGUAAAGAUGGUUUGGAUAGAGUUCUGUAUUGUUGAGAAGCGAUGAGAGAAAGUUCUGCCGGAAAGGCUUUUCUGGCAUUUGAAACUGAAUUUGACAUGCAGUGCUAUGCUACACUAUGGCAUAGCUUCAGUUGAAUAAUUACUCAGCCCUGAUCCCUGUCAACACCAUGUUGAGCUGUCUUGUGCCUGAAAGCUUCUGGAGUCUCACUGCUUUUGAAACCUCUACUCUGCCCGAGUUAUUAGCUUUGUGUUGAUUGUACCUGUUGCUGUGAUCCAUUAGUUAGCUCCCUCUUUAAGAAGGCGGUUUCAGAAGCUUCAGUAGCGUCGGCUCAUGUUUCAUCACACACACUUAAUUUAUCUUUGGGAGUGCCUGUAUUUUCUGCGCAAGUUUCAUGUUAGCUUUCAAAAGUUUAUCCAGUAGAAAUAAAUAAGGUUGUGUGAACGUGCAACAAGUUCUCCGCAGUGCAGCCGUCAUAUGUUUUCUGAAUGCUCGUGUGUAUGUGUCAGAUUUCAAGGUGUUGCUUGCUCAUGUUCAGCGGUGUAGUCUUAUCACUUCUACUGCAGCAGGAAACAGGAACAGAAAUUGUUCGUUCUCAGGGUACAAUCGGAGGGAAAGUUACAAUAGCUCAGGCCUCUAGCGCACUCGUAUGAGUGUAAGGAGUCACUGGAUCUGUUCUCCUCCCUCGAUGUGUUUAUAAGCUGCCAAAGACCACAGUGGAACAAACUGAACCCAGACACAAGUCUAUCUGAAGUGCCCAUGUACACGCACACUGGUGGGAGGCCGGUCCAGUGUUCUCUCCUACUCUACACCUCCUUACUUGCUCUUAUCUUGACUCUCCUCUCUUGGUUUCUUCCACUCUCUGACAACUCUGUUUUUUUGUGCCCAAAACUCUUCCUUUGUUAUACUGUGGACCAUACUGUGCUGGACCAGGUUAAAAAUGUCAGCAUGCUUGUUCUGUGCUUGACUUGAGCAGAAACCAGUGUGUGGCCAGAGUUGUUGUCAGUGGUUGCGCCCUUUGUUGAACAAUUUAAGAUUUCUGACAGGCUGUAUAAAAUAUGUCUUUGAGGAAAGGCACUGUUGGAAAUGUAUAUCCAAACACAUGUAAGGAAAGCAGCCUUGUUGCACAACUUGUAAUCCGGGCCAUAUUCCUGGCAGUGAAUGGCAAAGCGAGGCCAUUCGAGCACAGUGCAUUGUGCUACUGUAGUGUGACAGAUGCUUAAACAGAGAGGCGAGUUGGACUGGAGCAUUUCUCUUUCUUUCAUCACCUGUUUCACUGUGAGGAGUGACUGAAUGUAGAUCUAAGAGGACGAGGAGUUUGUUUCAAACAGAGAAAACACACAGUCAGGUACUGAGCACUCCAAUGGAUGCUUCCAGAGGCUACUUUGUGACAGAUUUUAGCUUCCCAGUAAGGCCGGUGUGUCUCGUAUGAGAUAUUGUAUUUCAAGGCUACAGCCAAGGUCAGAUAUGAUGGGAAGUGUUUAGUCUCAGGCUUUUCAGCUGAAAAGAGAUCGACUGCUAAAGAAUAGAGAACAAGACAUUCCACAUGGGGGUCGCUCAGGCUAUCUGACUUGCAACCAGUUUACUACAAAGUCUCUGCAUGAAAAUUGGACUCUAUAUAAAUAUAUACUAUAUAUUUUUUUUACUUUGAAUGAGUCAGUCUGUUGUUGAAGGGAAUCGGGGACGCAGCUUGUGUUGACAAGUCACACCACAAUACCAGCUGGUCUGAGCAGAGCCGAGGUGUGAUACUAUUUUAGAAGUGCUUGUUAACAGUGUGUCACUGCGUCAAAGGUCGACUGUGAUUCUAACAACUGUUUAAACCUUUGCUUUAACAUGAUAUUAUUUUAGCAUCUUGAGGGCCAUUUUUUUGGGGGGGGGGGGGGGGGGGGGGGUUGUGACCGGUACACUAAAGUCAUGUGAACGCAACUUACACUGACUGUGCUAAAUGUAAGAACUGGUUACUCUUGAUAGGAAUAAGUGCAUUUGAACUUUUCAGUCAGUCUCACAUUUUAAAGAUCACCUCAAUACAAUGAAGAGGUUAUUUAGCAGUUAAAUGCACAAAGACACCCCUAAGUCACAGAACAUAUUCACUAUGGAAACACAGGGGCGCCAAGAGUCUUGCCUGGGCUUAUUUAUACAGCAGAUGCAGACAGAUGUUUGUGUAUGAGAUACCAUACUGUGUCUACACAGGAAGAGGGGGUGACAUAAAACUAGCAAAGCCUUCUUUUAAAUGAGUGCAGCCACUAUAAUGACAGCUUUGAAGGCUCUACGGGAGGAAAUAUGGUUUCAGGUAUUCAGCCGACCAUAACCAAUACUAACUGUACAUUGAUGUGGCUGCUGCCAGUUCUGCCCUUUGGACCUGUCACAUGUUAAGAAUUUGUUUUCUGUGUUUUCUUUUAUGCAUUCAUAGAGGAAUCAUGGAACACAGCAGGGCCAGGCCCCUGUUGCCUGAUGAACUGAAUCCACAGAGCUGGUCUCUAAUGUAGUCCAUCUUACCUGAAGACUUUGACAGCUUCUUGAACUGUUGUGAUUGCAGAACUGUAGAUAAGCAGGGUCACAAAGAGUGGGGUUUGACACUUCUUUGCAAAUUGCCAUUGCUAAUUCCAUUGACACAAGCUGAAUGGUGAGUGUGUGUUAUUUUAGUACCAAAGCAGCAGACUGUGUCAGAUCUGCAUCAGUCUAAACACAGGCUCAGAGUCGCGGGAAAACAGUUAUAUUAUCUACUCAGGCUCAAUGUCAAAUCAAGAGUAUGUUAUGUCAUACACAGGAUGUUUGUUGUGGAAAGAAGCAUCAGAAAAAGAUGGUAGGAUGGUUCUGGGCCUAUCACCUCCCUUGAAUGAGUUUGGGAUGUUAUGCAUUUCUGAAGGGAUUUCCAUUAAGAGACAGGGUUUCCUCACCACAUUGUGACAUUUCAGAUACUUCCUGUUUGUUUUAUUUUUGUACCUAAAUGCUCAGACAACAGACUACUACCACAACAUGCAAAACUCAGAAUGGGCUGGACUCGUGCAGAAAUGUGAAGAAUCGCAUGUAACAUCCUGUUCUAUAUUAUUUCUGUGACUUGGGGAAAUACACUGGAGGUGCAAUACACUGGUAUAAAAUCCGUUCUGUGUAACAGAUACAGAUGUGUAUAAGGCUGGAUAUCAUCUCAGUGAAGGGGAGGUUCACACUGAGGGAGGCCUUUGCUGUUCGCCCCAAUGAGAUUCUUACAGGAAGUUUAGAUUCUCCAGUUUUCAAUUUCAGCCAUUGCUGACACUAAAACUAGUUUUCCAGCCAGUUUAAGAAGAUGCUCACAUGAUAACAGUGAUACAAGGUUUAUUGUUGUGCACUUGCCAUAUUAUAUUUUAACAGAAGAAACAACAAAAUGGCUCUCAUUGCAUGACCCAGCCAAUCUUUGUCAGGAGCUUUUGGAGGUCGUUGUAGCGCCUGGCUUUAUCAAGGACCUGAUAGAUAUUCAUGCUCCGUGUCAGCCAGCUAUCUUCAUUUAGGUCUCAUCGACUUUGGCUCUGAUGUUCCUGGCUGCGAAACAAAGUCUUUCUUGUCAAGUCUGGAGAGCUAAACCUCCUAAUUAGCCAGGCAGGCAGGCCUGCUGCCCAGUCCAGCUUCACAACUAUGCAAGAUGAAUGCAUAUAAUCCACUCUUUUUUUUCCUGUUUUUUAUUUCUUUUUCUCACUAUCACGCAGUUGUAAUGAAGUCGUAAACAAAUAAGAACUUGCAAUGACAAUACUUGGCCUUAUGGUGAUUUAUGUAACCUUUAUCAUUUGGUUUUAAGAUCUUUUGAUUCUGGUCAGCCAGCCCAGCGACAGCAGCGGUGACGGCAGGCUCACUCUUGGUCUCUGUGAGACUGGCUAGACGGCCCCUAGUUUUAUCGUGGUACGAAUGUUGUGCAUUUGUUUAAAAUCAGGACAGUUUGCAAUAACAGCAGUCUUUACUAGUGGCCACAAAGGGGCACAAGCAGUGCUGACAGCGCCCGGCUGCGUCUUUAGAAGUCCAUAGAGGAAGAAAUAUAAACUAUAUAAAUAGAUAUAUAAACUCUCACACCGUGCAUAUUUGUAUAGGUAUCAACAAUGCAUUACCGUGGUAAACUCUUAUGCAACACAUGUCCGGGUUCAAUUUAUGAACAUGAAGUAUAUUAUAAAAUCACAGACUUUGUAAAUCAGAAGCUACAUUGUUGUGUGUUUUCUGCGAAAAUGGUUUUACCAUCCUUACUGUUGAAUAUUCUGAGCGUUACGUUCCUGUGUGAUUGUGUUUGUUAAAGUGAGCACAUAGCAGUGGGUUAUUCUUUCUUCCUGUCAGCAGGGAGCCAGAUGUAACCAGAAACACGGCUGGACCAGUUUUCAAGUAACAGGGAGCGGAUUUUAUAUAUAUAUAUUGCACAUUUCAUUGGCUUCUUAAAAAAUGGUUUUACAAAUGGAGAUACUAACUCAACUAAAUUCUAUCUGCAGUGUCUAAACAAAUCUGCAUGGCUUCAGAAACAGCUGUUGUAGUAUUUUGGCUUUAACCAGUAAUAAAGCUCCUACCCUAAAACAUCUCCCUAUUGUCCAUCGAUGGAGCUUUGGUUUAAAAAGAAAUGUGACUGAAAUCGUAUCGAACCCUCUUGAAACCUUUUCAGCUGUGUAUUUGGUUCAGCCUGCAGGGAAAGAGUCCUCCCCCAGCUGAGAGGACAGAUGUUGUGGUAGAGAACAGUGUUGAUCCAUGGUUCUGUUGAUGAUGAGAAAAGGGAGGCAACAUUGCAAACCUCCAUGUACAACCUUUUAAUUGACAUAUGGCAUACACUUUAAGGAUCAACCUGUCGAAUGUUGAUUUGAAUUAAUGUUGAAUGAAUGCUUCUCUUCUUUUAGUCAGUGAAUAAAAGCAUUAAAAUGUU
Messenger RNA from Labrus mixtus (cuckoo wrasse), 10092 nucleotides. RefSeq names its product F-box only protein 33. Gene Ontology annotation, biological process: SCF-dependent proteasomal ubiquitin-dependent protein catabolic process; positive regulation of protein ubiquitination. The transcript is spliced from 6 exons. Gene Ontology annotation, cellular component: SCF ubiquitin ligase complex. Lineage: Eukaryota; Metazoa; Chordata; Actinopteri; Labriformes; Labridae. The record is from RefSeq and is a predicted model, not a curated record. Gene Ontology annotation, molecular function: protein binding. Bases 104 to 1615 code for a protein of 503 amino acids.